AAAGCCCUUUCAUGACCUGCACACUGGUGCACUCACCCAGGCGGAGGUGUGGCCUCCAUGGCCUAUGCACACACGUCACAGGUGGGCAGGAGACCCACAUGUCUUCAGGUAGUUCUGUAGGGGAUGGGUGGGAGCGUCAAAUGAGCAGCAGCCUGGAGCCUCAUCUGGACCUCCCGCACGCUCACAUAUUACACACACAUGCUGACAUACACACAGACUUACAAGCACAUGCAUACACGGGCACACAUGGGCUUGUGCAAGCAGACAUACACUCUUACAUAGAUACUCUCAUCUGUGCACACAAACAGGCACGCACAGGCAUGCACACAUGCAGACACAUUAUACAUGCACAUAGGCGCUUGUACACAUGCCCACUUUCCCAGGUGCCCACAUUCAUACUCUCAUGUGUGCACACCCAGACUCACUGGUUCAGACCUGUCCCAUGGCAAACAGGAGUUCUGGGCUAGGGUCGCCUGUGUCUAUGGCCCUCACUUGUGUGUCAAGCUAUAUCAUGCUAGCCGAACAGGCCCUCCUCCCUCCCCCUUUUCCCCUCCUCUCCCUCUCUGCUCCCUCCCUGGCUCCCACCUCACUCUCAAGGAGCCUUUGUUAGUCCCAGUGCUACAAUCUCAAUUAUGUUUAUGGCCCUGCACAUCCUAAUUACAGCACAAAAGAGAAAUUAGCGUAGAUCACACAUGCCACACCCAUGAGCCUGUGUGUCAAGGCCUGACCUGGAUUCUAGGCCCAAGUGAUUGAGCAACUUCAUGGUUUCCUGUAAACCCUGGGACAGGGCCACUUAGCCUGUCUUGAAAUGCAGCCCAUGGAGCCCAGCAGCAGUGUCACGGGGUAGGGGAGGGAACAUGGGUGUCCUGGGGGUCUCCCAACCGCCAUAGGGUGGACAGUGUCACAGGAAGUCUCUCACCCAAGGGGCAGCUGUCAGGUAUUGUACAUAUUUCUAGUGAUUGACCCUGCAGGGCAGGGUCCUUGUGUCUAGACCUGGAACUCCCACUUCUUUGCUGAAUAAUUAGAAGAAUUUUACAGUUGGAAGAAAAACGUGAGAGAAAUUUGUCAGUUUCACAGUAGCAAACACAUCUGAGAGGUGUAGGGAGGGGUUAGGGUACAGAAAGGAGUACAGGGAGGAGUGUAGGGUACAGGGAGGAGUGCAAACAGGGAUGUAGGGAGUGGUUUGGAGAGGGGUGUAGGGUGCAGGGAGUGUAGGGAAGGGUGUAAUGGGAGGGGAGGGGUACAGGGAAGGAUGUAGGGAGUGGUGUGGAAAGGGGUAUAGGGUGCAGGGAGAGGUACGGGGAGGGGUGUAGGGUGCAGGGACAGGGUGUACAAAGUGAGAAGUGCACAGGCCUCACCUCAACAUGCCGCUUUUGUUCCUAGGGGUUUCACAAUUCUGACCAGACAGGAAUAGACAUAGGUGGGUCCUUCCUGUUCUGCCUGUUCAGGGCGGUUCGGAUACUCAGCAAGGUGACACAGAGUACACAGGAGAAUACUCAGAAGGGUACUCAGAACAGUGAGGCUGUUAGUACCCAGGAGGACUUAGAUACCAGCACUGCACAGAUCUUCAGCCUUUUUACUUUUCAGUCAGCAUUUACUACCUGUGAUGUGUUGUGUUUCUGAUUAAACGGGUCUGGGAAGCCCGUGCUGGGGGGGAGACUCUUGUGCAGUGGGAGGUCCAUGCUGUGGGCUGUGAGGGAGACUCUUACUGCGGUAGGGAGUCAUAUCUGUGGGGGAACUGAUUGGCUCCAGUCUAGGGAACUUCCCCCUCUGCUGUUAGGCCACCUUGGGGCCUAGGACAAAAAUGGAGUUGGUUUUGUCCCUUCCACUGUGGGGGGGGAAGACUCUUCCGAACUACGGGAAGAACUGUUGCUUCACCGUCAUGUGGGGCAAUUUCAGCCCCCUCCCCCGCAUUUCAAGUUUACCAUGGGCAGACCCUUGGUCCCACCCUGUGCUCCUGUGGCCCCCUGAAUUCCCUGGGCUGUAGGUACCAAGCAACCUCCUCCCCUCCCCUCCCUUCCUCUCCCCUUCCCUAGGACUUGGCAAGCAGGCAACCUCAGUCCCCUUCUGGGGUCAGGGUGAGGUCACCCGAGGGCAGCAGGAUGAGGUACAACCCUACAGGACCCCAGAACACAUGGAACAGGGCCAUUGAUAUGUUCUGAAUGUUCUAAGAUCACCUAAGGGGAGCCCCUCAGGGACACCCAUGAAGUGUCCUGGGGGUUCUAAGAGCCCUCAAUAACACCUGUAACGUCUUCUGGAGGUUCUAAGAGCACCUGAGGGUAGCCCUUCAGGGAUACCCGUGAUAUGUUCUGGAUGUUCUAAACCUGCACGUGGGUGGGUGGGGCAGGGGUGCAGGUAGAGCCCAAAGGGGAGGAGCGGACUGGACUCCUAGGACCUGCUGCACAGACAGCACAGACACCCAUCUGUCAGGCGGGGAGGGGGUGACUGUGGCCAUGAGACCAGAUGUUUGAGACCAGGACCAUGGGACUUCGAGGCAGCCUGUGUGGCCAUCCCUUGCUCACCUCUCCCUCCUCCGGACAAGAGCCUCCCAAAGCCCUGUCACCCUCACCCCUCCCUCCAGAUGAGCAAGUCACUGACUGCAGGUGGCUGGAGACUAACAGCAGCCACACCCUCGCGGGGACCGACUAGCCUGGUGUCCUCCCUCAAGUCCAUUCUGCUAGUGAAGAUCCAGGGAAGACAAGGAGAGGACCGGCCUCAGCUGGGACCCUAUGGAUGGCCAGCCGAGCUGCAGCCAUGCAGACUGGAUGUCACAGUUGUGUCCGCGGCUGUGGGAUGUCCCCCUGCACCACCUGUCCAUCCCAGGAAGUCCCCAAUCUCCGGAUCAGAGUCUCGGCUGCUGCACCUACUGGGGCAGGUCGCUCCCUGCAUUAUGGGGCCCAUGGUGUUGAGAUGGUCAGUGACACAGACCCUGGACGUGAAGCAGCAGCUGGACGCAGGGGUGAGGUACCUGGAUCUGCGGAUUGCGCACAUGCAAGGCGGCUCUGAGAAGAAUCUGCACUUUGAACACAUGAUCUACACCACUGCGUUGGUGGAGGACACCCUGACAGAGAUCUCUGAGUGGCUGGAGUCGCACCCCCAUGAGGUCAUCAUCCUGGCCUGCAGAAACUUUGAGGGGAUGACAGGAGACUUGCAUGAGUACCUCAUAGACUGCAUCAAGAAUAUCUUUGGUGACUCUCUGUGUCCGCGCGGGGUGAGAAGGAUUGACAUCCCUACACUGCGGCAGCUGUGGGCGCAUGACCAGCAGGUGAUUGUGUCCUAUGAAGAUGAGACCUGUGUGGGUCACCACGCGGAGCUGUGGCCUGGGAUCCCUUACUGGUGGGGGAACCAGGUGAAGUCCCAGGCGCUGCUGCAGUACUUGGAGACCAUGAGGAGCUGCGGUCGCCCAGGAGGCCUUUUUGUGGCUGGCAUCAACCUCACAGAAAACCUGCCCUAUGUUCUCUCGCACCCAUCCGGGUCCCUGGAGAUGCUGACAAGGCCCAACCUUCGGCUCCUAAUGGCGUGGGUGCGAGCACAGCAGCCAGGGCCCGGAUCAGGCUGUACCAACAUCAUCGCUGGGGACUUCGUGGGCUCCAACAGCUUCGUGGGUGAAGUCAUUGGGCUCAACCAGAAGCUGCUGCAGUGACUACAACAAGGGUGGGGUCAGGGUAAUGGGGGUCACAGUCAAAAGGAUCAGGGAGGCCAGGGUCAGUGAUCUGUUCUGUCAUCCCCUAGAAAAACCUGAGGCCCAUAUGAGUCAGUCUGUGCCAUAUCCUGGUCACUUCUGGUCAUUAGGACCUAAGUACCAGGACAUCUCUUGUCAUACUCCAUUGUCCAUGGAGGUCACAUGACCUGCAUCACCUGGCACGAGGUGCCUCUGUUCAUUAAAACAUUCAGAAGCCAAA
Molecule: messenger RNA, 3902 nt
Organism: Arvicola amphibius (Eurasian water vole)
Lineage: Eukaryota; Metazoa; Chordata; Mammalia; Rodentia; Cricetidae
Gene: Plcxd1
Product: phosphatidylinositol specific phospholipase C X domain containing 1
Exons: 9
Coding region: 2582-3643 (353 amino acids)
Biological process (GO): lipid metabolic process
Molecular function (GO): phosphoric diester hydrolase activity
Source: RefSeq, a predicted model, not a curated record